UUCCAUGACUUUCCAGGUUUUCCAUGACCUGUACGAACUCCGUCGACGGUAUCCCGAAAUUGUGAAAAGGUGGACUUAUUUCCUAGUUGGUUAUCUGCUUCUAUGUUUAUUGAUUUGUUUUUUAGGAUAUGGUAAUAUUACGCCAGUGACGACAGGCGGUAGAGUGCUUUGCAUAUUCUUCGCUUUGUUUGGCAUACCCAUCAACAUUUUGUUCCUGCAGUUAAUUGGAGAAAGAAUGUUACGCGGCGAAAAAUAUCUCGUGACGAAAUUCGAAACAAAGUGUCUGAAGAGGGAAGGCGUGCCACAAUAUUUAAAUGAGAAGUGUUCUUUCCUCGGUGUUCUGUUGCUGGUGGUACUGUUGUUUGCGUGUGCUGGAAUCCACACAGCGACUGACGGCUGGACAUUUUUUGAGGGCUUUUAUGCGUUCUUCAUCACAUUUACAACUGUUGGAUUUGGUGACUUAAUUCCGGGAACCGUGGACGGAAAGAUGGAGGGAGUGAAUACCGUGAUUCAAGUCACGUUCAUCGUCCUCGGCUUGGCGUCCAUGUCGAAUGUGAUUAACGGGCUGGUGAACUGUUCCGAGGCGGGGAAAUUGUUCAGGAAAUUGACCGCGCGUUGUGGGAGAAGAGGAAGCGUAGAAGUUACAGAUGAAACGAAGGAAGGUGGAGAAAUGGAAUUAAAAUGAGAAAUCAAGUAGAUACCAAAUGGAAGGUCUAGUUGGGAGUGCUGGAGUCUCAAUUAAUAUAUAGAUUUAACCAAGCCUAAAAGCGGAGCUCCCAUAAAAGAGUAACUCGAUGCCCCAACAUUUUAUUCGUGGGUGGAGAGAGCAGGGACUACGGAGACCAUUUUAAAGUGGUAGGGCUAGACAAACAAGCAUUGGGGGUCUCUGUAGGGCUGUAGCCCUACUAGCCCCACGCCUCCACAGUCCCUGGAGAGGUAGGGUGAAAGCGAAGUGCCUCGCCCAAGAACAAAACGCAAUGACCUCGGCCUGGGCUCAAACCCCGAGUCCUGACCUUCGCGUCUUUCCUGUUAAUAUAGGUGUGGUCAAUUAAGUUCGGAUUUCAGAAGAGAAACGGUCACUACACACAAAACGUUGCUAUUUAUCGCCAUGUCUAUUUAAUGGUUACUUCUUGAUUUCUAAAGAAUGAGUUACAAACUACGCAUACAUCUUGUGCUGAAGGUUAAAACGCGACACCAUAUUAAUUUAGCCUGCGCUUUUAUGGGUGGCACGAUGAAAAAAAAAGUGAGAGGCGAAGCUGUGAGAACAGGAUUGGGUGCAGGUUACACUGAUCAUUAGAGUACAUUUUCUCGAUAUUACAUAUGAAGUUCAUAAGUCCAUAAAUCAUUGCCGGUAGCACAAAUCUUGUAGCCUGAAUCAAUACCUACUAGCUUCAGGACUUUAUCAAUCUAUCAAUUAAUCCAUAUCGACCACAUUUAUCUUUAAAAUUUUGUAGCCGGCCUAAUAAUUUACUAACCCACUCUCUAUGAAAACUAGACUAACAACAGUUCUGCAAUAGCAUAAAACAAUAAGAUAAACAAAGAAACUAAGCGGGCAUUGAUUAGCCAACAUGGUUACUAUAUUUGACAGUCAUAUUACACAAUGCUUACGAGGCGUGGCCAAAAUGGCUGUUUUUCUUGACCGACACAAAUGUUGUGCAUCCCAUAACUGUUAAGGAAAUAGGCCUAUGUAAAUACGCGCGCUGAUUG
Molecule: messenger RNA, 1707 nt
Organism: Orbicella faveolata
Lineage: Eukaryota; Metazoa; Cnidaria; Anthozoa; Scleractinia; Merulinidae
Product: two pore potassium channel protein sup-9-like
Biological process (GO): stabilization of membrane potential; potassium ion transmembrane transport
Cellular component (GO): plasma membrane
Molecular function (GO): outward rectifier potassium channel activity; potassium ion leak channel activity
Source: RefSeq, a predicted model, not a curated record